Daldinia vernicosa is the source of this 4218-nucleotide messenger RNA. RefSeq lists its product as uncharacterized. The transcript is spliced from 13 exons. Gene Ontology annotation, molecular function: heme binding. The record is from RefSeq and is a predicted model, not a curated record. NCBI's taxonomy places the organism in Eukaryota, Fungi, Ascomycota, Sordariomycetes, Xylariales, Hypoxylaceae. Bases 1 to 4218 code for a protein of 1405 amino acids.
AUGUCGGGUUCUGGUUGGGGCUCUGGUUCUGGUUCUGGUUCUGGUUCGGGUUCGGGUUCAGGUUCGGGGCACGAUCCUUGGAAUCCAUUUAUUAAUCCGUAUCAUGUUCCGUAUAAUCCAUUUCGACCCGAGAAUCCGUUUCCACCUCCGGACCCAAACCAGAGUAAUCCAUUUACACCCCGAAAUCCACCCCCCAGUACUCACCCGAACCCGUAUAUACCGAAUAAUCCGCCUGGGAUACAAAAUCCACAUCUAACAAAUAAUACAUUUCCGACUCCUCAAUCAUUUAUACCCCCGAUUGCGGCUACACCUAUAUAUCCAACCCCAAAGCGUCCGCCUUUGAAAAAUAACCCACCUUUAGAUCCGUCUACACCUGCAUUUCAACCACCACCUCAAAAUUAUGAUCCAUUUCCAAUCCCCUUUCCAGCUCCAUAUCAAGUAUCAUUUCCACCUACCGUACCAUAUCAAGCCGACGGUUCAAAUGACAAUAUACUCGCAUAUCCGCCUCAGUUCCCAAAACCUCAGGUUCCACCUCCAAGCUUUAUCCCUCCGCUACAUCAACUAACUUUGACGAAACAACCACCUCCGUCUCAAAGUCGAACUAUACCUUCAACUUUACCUCAGACGAGACCUCAUUUCUAUCAUAUAGACGUACUUAUUCCUGAACCCAUACGAGCUGACCCUACGAGACCUAUAACGCCAUUCGCAAGAAAGUUCGGCAUAUCAAAUGCACCCUUUCACCGUCUAAAUAGGUCUGACGGCAGAGCCCACUCCGGCUUCAGUCCAGAGUUUCCUAGCACAGUACCCCCAGAAAAGACCGAUCCGAUACCAAAACCAGGGCCUGAGGAGUUGAACAGACUUUUUAGGACAGAGAAGGAACAGGUCGUGUCCACCAUCCCCUGCGUCAAGACCUGGAGAGUUGGAGCCCUUAACGAUGGACUAGUCGGCGGAUGGCCAUCCGCAGAGGACCGCUUGAAGAGCAACUGGGAUCAAUGGGAAGCCUAUAGGGCUUACUUGUGUGUUCCGGACGAGAGUCGGUGGCUUACGUGUUUUCAGAAGGACCACUGGUUUGACUCGAGACACAAUGUUUUAAAUGCAUUAAGUGAACCUAUUCCAGGCCUCAAUAUGUGGCCUGAUGAAACGUGGUACACCGUUGACAACCCCAUCAUUUGGCAGCUCGAUGCUAUACUAUUCGCGCAACCAAUACCUGUAGGAUACGAUCCUAAGCACAAUUUUGCCGACGAGUUAAAGCCUCAUAAACAUAAAUUAAUCCCUCGCCCAAGGGAACAGAGAGCGUCCGGUGCUCAACUUUUCCAAGCAAUCGAAGAUCUGACAAAGCACUCUGUUAUAUGUACCUUCUGCGACGAGACAACUCUCGCCCACGGAGCCGAGGCUAUCACAACAAAUUACCACAGCCAAGGGCUGGCAAACGCAACUAUUCUGUUCAACAUCCCUCAUACUCUUCGCCCCUUACUUGAAAUGGAGACGUCGGUCCCCGAGAGAUGCAUGCAUCUAGUCAAUUUUGCUAGUCUUUUCCUACACGAGUUUAUGCAUGCGCUGUGGAUGUGUAAACCCGGCGGGAGUGACUAUGAACCGUUCUAUGAUGACGAAUGGAUUGCAGAGUUAGGCCACUCAUUCGUCAACCACGUCUUGGGCGGUACGAUACAAGGUAGCCCUUCCCGGCAAUGUAUACGCGGGAGACAUAGAGGCUUCAUGAACUGCCUCGAGCUUGAAACCUUCCCCACCUUGAGAUCGGCUACAAGCGAAGGGGAUUAUUUUCAAGAUACCGCCCUAUUAUAUCUUCGCGGCUUAAGGUUUAGUUACCGCUUCUUAGUUCCCGCCGUCUGGGCCUCAGCUAUCAUCUGUGAAGAAUUCUGGACCACGAUCAUACCUCGGCGUGGUAGUGUUGCGCUUCGGGCGCCUCUACUUUUCGGAAUGUCAACUCACGGUGCCCAAUAUCACGAGUUGCGUCUGAUAGCAAACCCGGAAUUCUGGACCCCCGAGCUGAGAGGAGUUUACGAGGAGGCUGUGGCACGAUAUGUGGACGCAGGAACGCAUAUAAGACUUGUAAGAAAUGAAUGGUACGAAGAAGAGUAUCAAAAAUGGAAAUGGUUACCCUGGAGUAAUCCGUUAUUCAUCAACGCAAUUGACAAGUUUACUUAUCACCACGCAAAUCGCAAUUUGGCCACUUGUCGGCAGUUGGCAGGGGAAGCCUUACGCGAGACGUGGCCGCGACGAGGAGAACCACCGGACAGGGAAAAGGGCAUCUGGCACUUGAUAAGUUUACUAAUGCUGUUAUCCCUUCCUAGUGAACCUGCGGGUGAUCUCGUAAGGCUAAAGGUACCGAGGCAAGCCUUCCUCUACCCAAGUCGCGCAGCGGAAGCUUGGUUCAAUACUUAUGGGCUUGGACCUCGUCUGGGGCCUUUUGAUGUCUUAGAAUAUGUCAAACCAGACAUUGUAAAAGGGAUAGUAGGGUUUAAAGAUUACUCCAAUAUCAUGGGGAUUUUUCUUCGUUCCCUUGGGCACGUUGAGCUCGAAAUAGGAGCCCCAAUAGGAUGGUUAGCAAGUAUUAUCGACUGUUUCGUUACACUGCACGUAGAACGCAACAGGGACCCAAGGCCUGAGAGCUGGGGAUCCUUCACCUUCAAGGUACCUCCAUACGACCCGGGUUGGGUUGUAGCAAGGGAAGGUAAACAACCAUUCUCUACACCGAUACAGCUUCGAUUUAGGGCUGUUGUGCCUUGGCAAGAGGCAAACCUGCCUCCGCCAGUAGAUACCCCACCAAGAAGUCCGCAUAUAUUACCGCAGUCCUGGGGAGGGACGGGUUUCAGGCGCUUCUCUGGAUACGAAGCUCAGAAUACAUCUAUAAGGAAGCAGUAUCCUCAACACUUGUAUAUAGGGGAUGUAGCAAAUCAUAGGGCUCUCGAUGAUGCUUGGGUGGUUGAAUCAGACGGGGACGAUGGGCUUGAUGUAUUCGAUAUCACGGGUGUAUUGAAAAAAUUUGGUGCUAACGAAACCGAUUAUCGAGAAAUUGUAGUCAGUGGGCCCCAAGGACCGACAUUGAACCAAGAUGCAAGAUCAGAGGCAGUUCGUGCGGAAUUCAACACCAGUAUCCAGCCAAUUGGCAAGUUGAUGCUACAAAGGCGUAUAGAGGAGGUCGCAGAAUGUAAUGGCCAGAAUGGGCGACCUGCUUGGACCAGCUGGGGCCGGCUCAUCUUCGACAUAACCAACUUCCCUGCCCGGUCUCUCGAAGAACAGAAGGCGUUGGCCGAGUGUUCUGGUGGCCCGUUGUCUAAAGAUCUGACAAGAUCGGAACAUGAAAUAAACCAAUUAUUGAAGCGUCUAAUCCCCUAUACCUGCGCGUAUCUCCACGUAUCACAGCCAGUACGAAAUAUGAGGUAUUUUACCCCAGAAACGCUGCGGUGGUACGACAAUCCCUCUCAUGGGGUCUACAUUGCACUAGGAACUGUGGUCUACGAUAUUUCGGACUAUCUACGUUUUCACCCCGGAGGUUCACAAUUACUUGUCCACUGCACCGGAAUCGAUGCUACUCACCCGUUCCUCCAGUGCCACAAUCCUGAGAUCAUGAAUUCUUACCAACAUAUGCAAGUCGGCUAUCUCGUUCCAGAGUGUACCUGGGAACAGUUGCAAGACAAUCACGUCGUGGUCAAUGAUUGGGUAUUUAAUAUAAGCUCGCUCCAACAAGAGGACCCAAAUCUCUUUGAUUCUCUCCAAAAGUUUAUCCGCCAAGAUACUACGGUCGCCGUAACUGGCCAGGAUAGCGACGCGGCGGCACUAAUUAAGCUAUUUAUCAAUAAGCAAUAUCUCAUCGUUGCAGGUUUAGCGACGAAAGAGCUAUUAAGUAUACCUUUGUGGGAGUUUCUUAGGCACAGCAACUACGAGAGCGCGGAGGGCGCAUGGGUUGCUAUUGAAGGCUACGUCUACAACGUCGGGGAUCUCAUGAAGUAUCCUGACUACUACGAUCAUAAACUAGGAUUUAACUGGGCUGGAAAGGAGCUGAGUAAUCCUCAUCUAGCCCAAUGGUUGACGACACACCACCGACCUCGGUGCAUAGGUAGGCUCGUCGAGGGACCUAUCUUACCGGAGCCAGAGAUAGAACCGGAUUUGCACUUGGAAGAUCCAAUUCUCUUUGGAGGAACUGAGGAUUUGAUUGUAAAAAGAAGAAAGGAUGAUGAGGAAAAGGGUCCAGGAAUGUAA